Molecule: messenger RNA, 261 nt
Organism: Rhizoctonia solani
Lineage: Eukaryota; Fungi; Basidiomycota; Agaricomycetes; Cantharellales; Ceratobasidiaceae
Exons: 2
Coding region: 1-261 (86 amino acids)
Source: RefSeq, a predicted model, not a curated record
AUGGAAGAUACCAAGGUCGAAAACAGUGACGCGGCCAGCACCGUCUCCGACAAGAAACGAAAGGAAACCAUCGAAUCAGCUCUAAGGGAAGGGACCCAUAACACUUCGCCAUGGGCAUGGAAGCUCUCGGGCUGCGCGGGUAACACUUGGACACGAGACUUAUCGCUCGUGCUCGUUUUCCUCCGAAUAUUCCAUAAACGGCUGCUUUAUAAAGCAGGUGAAACUUGCUUCCCGCAUAUGGGUAUUCGUGAUUGGCGAUGA